AUGAGCGUGCGUAAGGCACACAAUGCGGGUCGGAAUCAUCUGAGGAACGUGGUGGAAUACUAUCAACAGAUUGGACAGGAAAAGGCACAAUCCGUCAUUGACUCGAUCACGUCUUCAUAUGCCGCCGAGGGCCAAGCUGUUCCCAACCCUGCAAUGGCUCCUCCGGGUGCCUUUCCCCCACCGUUCGGAUUCCCUGGUCGCCCCGGUCAACUCCCACCUCCUCCAUUCGGCAUCCCUCCCCCCGGAGGGCCCAAUGGAGUUCCCCCGGGCAUGCCCAUUCGUACGUCCACACCCUCUAUCAUCCCAUUUCUAUUCUCCCGCUCUAACACUGACACUCCGACAGCACCACCCGGCGGUAGAGGCCUCCCCUUCCCACCUCCUUUCCCCCCAGCACCAGGCGGCGCCCCAGGAGGUCUUCCCCCUCCGCCUCUCGGCAACAUGCCCCCUGGUCAAGGAUUUCCUCCUGUCCCGCCACCUGGCGGAUUCCCGCCUAAUUUCCAGAUUCCUCCUCCCGGCGCUGGGGGAUUCCCUCCUGUACCUCCUCCCGGCCAGCCUGGUUUCAGUCCGAACCCUGGGCCCGGUAUGUCGGGUCCCCCGGCGCCGCCGGGGAUGGGCUCCUCGAGUCUGCCGGGGCCUCCUCCGGGACUAGGUGAAAAGCGAUGA
Molecule: messenger RNA, 663 nt
Organism: Aspergillus fischeri NRRL 181
Lineage: Eukaryota; Fungi; Ascomycota; Eurotiomycetes; Eurotiales; Aspergillaceae
Product: putative U1 snRNP complex component Yhc1
Exons: 3
Coding region: 1-663 (220 amino acids)
Biological process (GO): spliceosomal snRNP assembly; mRNA splicing, via spliceosome; mRNA 5'-splice site recognition
Cellular component (GO): U1 snRNP
Molecular function (GO): pre-mRNA 5'-splice site binding; zinc ion binding
Source: RefSeq, a predicted model, not a curated record